UUGUUCAUCUUUGAUGGCCUGGAUGAAAGCAGACUUUCACUGGAUUUCAACAACAGGGAGGUCGUGUCUGAUGUCUCACAGAAGUCAUCUGUCAACGUGCUGCUGACAAACCUCAUCCAGGGGAAUCUGCUUCCCUCGGCUCUGGUCUGGAUAACUUCCCGACCUGCGGCAGCCAAUCAGAUCCCUCCUGCAUGUGUUGACAGGGUAACAGAAGUACGAGGCUUCACUGACGCCCAGAAGGAGGAGUACUUCAGGAGGAGAUCCAGUGAUGAAGAGCUGUCCAGAAGAAUCAUCUCACACAUCAAGACAUCCAGGAGCCUCCGCAUCAUGUGUCAGAUCCCAGUCUUCUGCUGGAUCUCUGCUACAGUUCUGGAGCACAUGUUGACCACAGAGCAGAGAGGAGAGCUGCCCAAGACCCUGACUGACCUGUACUCACACUUCCUGCUGGUUCAGACAAAGAGGAAGAAGCAUAAGUAUGAUGAGGGACAUGAGACGAGUCCACAGGAGCUGACGGAGGCUGACAGGGAAGUUCUUCUGAAGCUGGGGAGGCUGGCGUUUGAACAUCUGGAGAAAGGAAACAUCAUGUUCUACCAAGAAGACCUGGAGCAGUGUGGUCUUGAUGUCACAGAGGCCUCGGUUUACUCAGGAGUUUGUACAGAGAUCUUUAAAAGAGAGAGUGUGAUCUUCCAGAAAACAGUCUACUGCUUUGUUCAUCUGAGCAUUCAGGAGUUUCUGGCUGCAGUCUACAUGUUCCACUGUUACACAGAGAGGAAGACAAGAGAGCUGAGGACUUUCCUGGGACAAGAUGACAAACUCUGGGACUCAAAGCCAGACAGCUACCCAUCACUCGAUGUCCUCCUGAGUGAUGCCAUGAAGAAAUCCCUCCAAAGUAAAAAUGGCCACCUGGACCUGUUUGUUCGCUUCCUUCAUGGCCUGUCUCUGGAGUCCAACCAGAGACUCUUAGGAGGCCUUCUGGGUCAGACAGAGAACAGACCAGAAAUCAUCCAGAGAGCCAUCAACAACCUGAAGGAGAUGAACAGAAGUUAUAUCUCUCCUGACAGAAGCAUCAACAUCUUCCUCUGUCUGAUGGAGAUGAACGACUGCUCAGUACAUCAGGAGAUCCAAGAGUUCCUUAAGUCAGAGAACAGAUCAGAGAAGAGACUCCCUGAGAUCCACUGUUCAGCUCUGGCCUACGUUCUGCAGAUGUCAGAGGAGGUUCUGGAUGAGUUGGACGUGAAGAAGUACAACACAUCAGAGGAGGGACGACGGAGGCUGAUCCCAGCUGUGUGGAACUGCAGA
Molecule: messenger RNA, 1299 nt
Organism: Toxotes jaculatrix (banded archerfish)
Lineage: Eukaryota; Metazoa; Chordata; Actinopteri; Toxotidae
Product: protein NLRC3-like
Exons: 2
Source: RefSeq, a predicted model, not a curated record